Molecule: messenger RNA, 625 nt
Organism: Gastrolobium bilobum
Lineage: Eukaryota; Viridiplantae; Streptophyta; Magnoliopsida; Fabales; Fabaceae
Product: ribulose bisphosphate carboxylase small subunit, chloroplastic 1-like
Exons: 3
Coding region: 83-601 (172 amino acids)
Source: RefSeq, a predicted model, not a curated record
UUGGUCUAAGUCAUUCAUAGUUGUAUAUCCUCUGUCUUCUCUUUUUUAACCAAUCUUCCUUUCAACACCCCACUUGUGUAAAAUGUCUGUUGGAACUUUCACAGCACCAGUUGCUGGGGCUGGCUUUGUUGGCUUGAAGUCCAACAUGUCAACUCUUUGGCCUACUACAGAAUCCAUUUGUUGGAAAAGGAAGACUGUUUCCAAUGGUUCUAAAACUCACUGCAUGAAGACAUGGAAUCCCAUCAAUAAUAAGAAGUUCGAAACACUGUCCUACUUACCACCCCUUUCAGAUGACUCCAUAGCAAAGGAGAUUGACUACAUGCUCAAGAAGGGAUGGAUCCCUUGCCUUGAAUUUGAUGAGUUGGGGUGUAUACGUAGAGAAAACAGCCAGAUGCCAGGGUACUAUGAUGGGAGGUAUUGGACAUUGUGGAAGCUACCAAUGUUUGGUGUCACCGAUCCUUCACAAGUGCUGAAGGAGAUAAAUGAAUGCAAACAGGCAUAUCCAAAUGCAUAUAUACGCUGCUUAGCAUUUGACAACCAGCGCCACAUGCAGUCCAUGGCUUUUAUCAUUCAGAAACCUGCUAGCACCACUAGCACUUGAGCCUUUUUGCUCUUAUUUCUCUUC